AUGUCGAAUAUUGCGAAAAAAGGUUCUAAUUUAUCACAAGUACAAAUACAUAAACUUUCAAAAUCAGCCUAUACUCGACAUGCCUCCUCCACUACUUCAGAAUUGAAUAAAUUUAGUAAAAUUCUCACUCAGCCAAAGUCACAGGGUGGCGCGCAAGCAAUGUUGUAUGGUACCGGGUUAAAACCAGAGGAUAUGAGUAAAGCUCAAGUGGGAAUUGCAAGCGUUUGGUAUGAAGGUAAUCCGUGUAAUAUGCAUCUUCUCGAUUUGGCUGCAAAAGUAAAAGAAGGUGUACAAAAAGCUGGAUUGAUCGGUUUCAGAUUUAACACUGUGGGUGUUAGUGAUGCCAUAAGUAUGGGCACCCGCGCAAUGAGCUACUCGUUACAAAGUCGCGAUCUCAUUGCGGAUUCAAUUGAGACGGUUAUGGGUGGUCAAUGGUAUGAUGCAAAUAUAGCAAUUCCUGGUUGUGACAAAAACAUGCCCGGUUGUUUAAUUGCAAUGGCGCGACACAAUCGUCCUUCCCUUAUGAUUUAUGGUGGAACUAUUCGUCCUGGCCAAUCGCGGUGUGGUCAAGGGACUUUAGAUGUCAUAUCAGCUUUUCAAGCCUAUGGCUCAUUUGUUGCUGGAAAGAUAACUGAAGAACAACGAUACGAUAUAGUGAGUAAUGCUUGUCCCGGAGCUGGAGCUUGUGGGGGAAUGUACACAGCAAACACAAUGUCUUCUGCUAUUGAGGCGAUGGGUAUGUCACUACCCUAUAGCAGUUCUACACCGGCAGAAUAUCCUGAGAAAGUUAAAGAAUGUAUUGAGGCCGGAAAUGCUAUUCUGAACCUUCUAGAAAAAGACAUCAAACCUCGCGACAUUAUGACUCGAAAAUCUUUUGAAAACGCGAUUGUAACAACUAUGAUACUAGGCGGUUCUACCAAUGCCGUAUUGCAUCUGAUUGCAAUUGCCAAAGCUGUAAAUGUUGAAUUAAAUUUGGAUGAUUUUCAGAAAAUUAGUGAUUCUACUCCAUUCUUGGCAAAUCUUAAACCUAGUGGGAAAUAUGUAAUGGAAGAUUUACACAAAAUAGGUGGAAUACCCGCACUUCUCAAAUACUUGUUGCAGAACAAUCUUAUUCACGGUGACAUCCUAACUGUAACUGGCAAGACUCUCGCCGAAAAUCUCGAGAAUGUCGAUGAACUUAAAUUUGACCAAGACAUUAUUCGCCCUCUAUCGGAUCCCAUCAAACCAACCGGCCAUAUUCAAAUCCUCCGUGGCAAUCUAGCACCAGAAGGCGCGGUCGCGAAAAUUACUGGUAAAGAAGGACUCUUCUUUAAAGGCGUAGCCAAAGUAUUUGAUGGAGAAGAGGAGAUGUUAAGGGCAUUCGAAAAAGACGAAAUAAAGAAAGGACAAGUAAUUAUUAUUCGGUAUGAAGGUCCUAAAGUGACACCUACAAGUGCCAUUAUGGGUGCAGGUCUUGGUAAAGAUGUAGCCUUAUUGACUGAUGGUCGUUUCUCUGGAGGAAGCCAUGGAUUUAUUAUUGGACAUAUAACGCCUGAAGCUCAACUUGGGGGACCAAUUGCUCUUGUUCAAGAUGGUGAUGUAAUCACCAUUGAUGCUCAACAAAGAUUCAUACAAGUUGAUAUUUCCGAUGAAGAAUUUGCACGAAGAAAGUCCAAUUGGAAAGCGCCUCCGUUUAAAAUGACACGAGGAACAUUAUAUAAAUAUAUAAAAAAUGUUAAAACGGCGACCGAAGGUUGUGUCACUGAUGAAUAA
This is a messenger RNA of Ambispora leptoticha, 1752 nucleotides long. NCBI's taxonomy places the organism in Eukaryota, Fungi, Glomeromycota, Glomeromycetes, Archaeosporales, Ambisporaceae. The record is from the annotation of a GenBank genome assembly.